This is a messenger RNA of Notodromas monacha, 1509 nucleotides long. NCBI's taxonomy places the organism in Eukaryota, Metazoa, Arthropoda, Ostracoda, Podocopida, Cyprididae. The record is from the annotation of a GenBank genome assembly.
AUGUUGCUACUGAUCUCAGGAAACUCAAGUGACGCUAGGAAAUCUUUAUUUGACGAUUUCGAAUCGUCUCCACUCGAAGAAGCCUCAUUUGCGACCCUCGCGGCCAAAAUGUCUAGGGACGACACAAAACAGGCUUUCGGUUCAGAUUAUGCCGACACUUUUCCGUCCAGAGAACAAACCGAAUCUGCAGUUUUCAAGAUUCGAACAACAGGGGAUGAAACUUUGAGUAAAAGUUUAAAAUCCACAACGACCGGCAGCAGUCUAUUCGACGCCCGAACAGAUGAAGCUCAUAAACUAUCCCAAUUUGGAUUUUCGCUGGACAAAAAUGCGGAUCAUGCCUCAUUUUCUACUUUCCCGUCCUCAGAAAAUCAUAAAACCUACAAAAAGCCUUCCCGAAAAUCAUCAAGUCAGACAAAGUCUUCUUUGUUCGACUCCAGUGCAUCAGCAUCAUCAACCAUCACUCGUUCGGUGUAUGCAAAUCCCAACUUUCCGUCAAAGGAUCUAUUCAGGUCCUCGUACUUUUCCGACCGAGAUAAGUACGAGACCAAGGACCCUAUGGAGUACUUAGUAACUGGGAUUCCCCAGAGCCCGAGAAGAGAUUUUUCCGUGGACUAUUUUCUUGACGAAGGAGACGAACGACGAGAAUUACAGUCUGGCACCUUUGAUAAAGUUUAUUACCAAUAUCCUCCACAUGAUGAUGGACUUAAACUUGGUCAAAAGCCACGCAAAAUCCCGAAUUUCAAGGCUUGGGAUGGAGACCGAUACGAGUACAAGGGCCAGCCGACAGUCGGAGAAGAAAGCGGGGAAAGUUCACCCGCAUCUGAUGAUUUCCGAGGAAGUCAGUGGUCGGAUUCUGGAAGGCAGUCACGUCGCCCCCAGCCCCCGAUUGUGGCCAGCGUGAACAGGGAUAAAGGAGCGGUGAUUCACAUCACAUUGAAUCAGAUUCCAGCGAAGAAACCGGAUAGACCGAGUGGGAAAAGCAUCCCUUCGUCAGCGAAAGAUGAAGCCGCUGCUCCACCAGCAGCGCCGCCAGCGACAACAGUUGCGCCGGCAGUGACACCUACUCCAUCUUUUCAGGGAUAUCAUGGAAUGGCUGGUUCCGACAUGAUGAUGAUGAAUCCAUUGAUGUCUGGUUUCAGUCACAUGAUGGGGGGCUAUGGUGCUGCUGGAAGUAAUGGUGGAUACCUCAUUUUACCUCAGAACAGUCCCAAGGGUGGCCAUUAUCCAGUGCCACCAUUGGUGAUCCCAAUUCCCCCAUUUUACCAAGGACAUAACCACAUCCAUUCAACAACAACUGCUGCAACCCCAACUACAGGCCCUCCAUCAGCAAUGGAUACUGUUCCUUCAACAACUCCUGCUGAUGACACACCAUCAAGAGAUGAACAUUCUGUCAUCUUGAUUGGACCGCCAGUUUCCAGAGAUAUUCCACAAAUGCCAGCAUACCGGUCAGCUCCAAAUUCAGAUGAUUCUGGAGAAUCUAUGGACACCUGGAGACCCGUGGGUCCUCCA